AUGGAAGAACCUCCAAAGACACAUGUGACCCACCACCCCAUCUCUGACCAUGAGGUCACCCUGAGGUGCUGGGCCCUGGGCUUCUACCCUGCGGAGAUCACCCUGACCUGGCAGCGUGAUGGGGAGGACCUGACCCAGGACACGGAGCUUGUGGAGACCAGGCCUGCAGGGGACGGGAACUUCCAGAAGUGGGCGGCUGUGGUGGUGCCUUUUGGAGAGGAGCAGACAUACACAUGCCAUGUGCAGCACGAGGGGCUACGUGAGCCCGUGACCCUGAGAUGGGAGCCGCCUCCUCAGUCCACCAUCCUCAUCGUGGGCGUCAUUGCUGGCCUGGGUCUCCUUGGAGCUGUGGUGGCUGGAGCUGUGUUCUGGAGGAAGAAGCACUCAGGCAGCGACAGUGUCAAGAGCUCUGAAUGGUCUCUCACAGCAGCCUUCCUGUUGCAGCAGAGGUGGGGCCGGGCCAUCUCCAUCCCUGUCUCAACUUCGUGUUGCACUGAGCUGCAACUUCUCACUACCUCGUUGAAAAUAAAAAUCAGAAUGUUUUUUCAAAUUCUUGCCAUGAAGGAUUGAUGAGUUAAUUAAAUAAGAAGAUUCCUAAAAUUUAGGAGAGAAAAUAAAUGGAAGACCCGAGAAUCUUCCAGAAUCUG
Molecule: messenger RNA, 647 nt
Organism: Equus quagga
Lineage: Eukaryota; Metazoa; Chordata; Mammalia; Perissodactyla; Equidae
Product: HLA class I histocompatibility antigen, alpha chain E-like
Exons: 5
Coding region: 1-570 (189 amino acids)
Biological process (GO): antigen processing and presentation of endogenous peptide antigen via MHC class I via ER pathway, TAP-independent; positive regulation of T cell mediated cytotoxicity; immune response
Cellular component (GO): external side of plasma membrane
Molecular function (GO): signaling receptor binding; peptide antigen binding
Source: RefSeq, a predicted model, not a curated record